Anoplopoma fimbria (sablefish) is the source of this 2638-nucleotide messenger RNA. RefSeq names its product HAUS augmin-like complex, subunit 3 (gene haus3). The transcript is spliced from 6 exons. The record is from RefSeq and is a predicted model, not a curated record. Bases 170 to 2224 code for a protein of 684 amino acids. Gene Ontology annotation, cellular component: mitotic spindle; HAUS complex; centrosome. Lineage: Eukaryota; Metazoa; Chordata; Actinopteri; Perciformes; Anoplopomatidae. Gene Ontology annotation, biological process: spindle assembly; centrosome cycle.
UGGAAGGUUGACGUAGCGUUCUGACGUAUGACGCAGGACGUUACGUCGUCACUGCGUGUCUACGUUCGGAUGUUUGGCGCGGAAAGGAAACUGGCUAGGACAAGGUGCUAACAACACCGGGGCUUCUGGGACUUCACAACAGCAAGGGGGCACAGAGUGCUGAACCAACAUGUUAAACGGUGGCCAGUUUGUGGAGGCCUUGGGCCGUCUAGGUUAUCCUGGUGCAUCGUCGUUGAAGGCCUCCGACUUCGACUGGCUUUUUGACUGUGCCCCGGAGAACCUUCACUUCUUGCGCUUUGUCUGUCGGACCCUCAACCAGAGCAACGUUCUCACCGCGGAGGAGGCACAUGCUUUUCAGGAGCUACGAAAGUCUGGCAAGCCAUGUCUGGAUGAAGCAGCCUUGGGAGAGGUCCUUAAAACCAUCGGACCUUCGGAUGGGAGCAGUGCCAACAUCUUGGGGCCCUCUUCUUCAUCUUCAUCCUCCGUGUUUGCAGCCGAGGGGGAUGUGGCCAUAGAGGACUUGGAGGCAGAGCUCCAGGCGCUGCGUAAAGAAAAAGACCUGAAGCAGCGGCGGUUUAACAGGUUGCAGGUUGUGGCCACCACCCGUGCAGAUGUUGACCUACGACUCACUGCAGAGCUGGAGAGUGAUGCAUGUAAGCUGAAGGAUGCCAGUGCUUCCAUUGGAGCUGAGAAUGCUGACACCAACACUCUAUUACAGAACCUAACAGGUGAGGUGAGGAAGCUUGCUUCACAUCUCCCAGAGGCUACGCAAAAAGGGAAAGGAGACCCUGUGACCUCGUUAAACCCUUCUAUCUCCAAAAGCCCAGCUGUCCUCUUCUCUCAGCUGCCCCUGGAUCCUUACCUGCAUCAGGAGGAGCUCAACACUAAAACACUAGCUGUCUUCACUAAGAAGCAUUUCUUCCAGGGCAUCGCUGACAUUGUUGAGACUUCUUGCUCUGAGCGCUUCCAGGUCCUUGACCUCAGUUCUUGCGAAGAUGGAGAGGAUGAAGAGAAUCAGCACGAGGGGAGAGGGAGGGAGGAGCAAAUGGUGGAUGGCAGGAGGACGGAGAUGGCCAGACUUCAGUGGUCACAUAUUGUGGCCCAGCACCAACUGAUGCAGGCCAGUGCAGAGGAGAAGAGUGUCAAGGCUGGACUGGAAUGGCUCUCUGAGAAGUCCUCUCAUACCAAGAGCAUCUCCAUGUCCUCCUCACUGCAUGUCCGUGAGGUGGUGUCCAGGAAGGAGCUGCAGGCGGUGGAGGCUGAGCUGGAGGCCCUGCUCCAUGGACCAGUACCCGCUGCCCUUAGAGAGUCAGCCAAGUUGCUUAAUGUGCCGGUAGUGAGGGGAGACCUGGAUCUGCAACUAGCCAGGCAGGACUACUACACCUCCAGACAGGAUCAGGUUCGAGACUGCCUACUCCGCCAAAAGGCGUCCUUUGAGAUGGUGCUCCUGGGUCAGGAGAUGGAGUUAAGGAGGUGGAGGAUGUGUCUUAAGCAGUUGGGGGAAGUAAAUAGCAGACUGGUAAAGGAAGGUGACGCGGCAACCCUCAGAAUUGAGUCCCUGGCACACCCUGACCUGGCUAUCAACCCCAGGCCUAACCCGAUCAUCAGCUGCAAGGAUGCAGCCUUCAGCAGGCUGCUCCAGAUCCUGGACCAUGAUCCAGACCAUGGUCGCUCAGAGCCUUUUCGGACGUAUGAAGCAUUGGACCAAGCAGCUCGUGACCUCGCAGGCAACCUCCAGGUGACCCGAGAUGCUCUAGCUGGUGCCGGCCGUACGCAGGACUACACAGCUGCUCGUCUCUAUGGCGACUGUGAGGCGCUCCACAGGGCAAUGUACACAGAGCUCCAGCAGCUGAUCUUAGGGCCGCAGGUACGUCCAACGGCCAUCACUGACCAGGAGCUCCUUUGCCCCAAUGCACAGGUGGGUUUGUUUCCUUUCAUUUUAUGCACAGUCAUCUUGGUCAACCACACAGAGUGCCUUUCAGAAGCAAUCCUUAAUGAGCUGACGGUGAAGCUUGUGGAAACAGAGUCUCAGCUGCAGAGUUUGCAGCAUGUAAUGCAAGAAAUCAUGGGGGAGGUUAAAGCCAAGCGUUCUCAGCUGGAGCGCAAUGCCCUCCUCAGGCGGGAGAGGGAAUUGUACAUCUACUUCCACUUGGAUGCCCGGCUGCUGAAGAAAGUAGUGGAAGAUCUGGAGGGCAAAAUGAGUGCGAAGAGAGGCCAACAGUAAAGCCUGCCAGAAGGAAGGAGGAGCACUCUACAUUAACGUACAGUUUCUCUGCUAAGGGAGUCGAUCUGUGCUAUAAAGCUUAACGAUGUCUGAUAAGUACACUGUGCUUUCAGUGGAGGAGGUUAACUAAGGAAGCCUCUCCCUGGUACAGUUUGUACAAGUGUGAACUUCCUCAAAAUCUGCACCUUCACUUGUUUUGUGCAAGAGACGGAGAUCAAUCCCUUUCCCCAGUCUUCAUUUUUGGGACAGAUCACAACUUGGGAAAAUGUUUGGUUCUUUAUGAGAAAUGCUGCAUAUAAUUAUUGGGAUUCAUUUAAAAUGUGUUCAUUUCAAACAGUUCUUACAUAAACUAACCAGAUAAUUUAAUGUGUCUUGUUUUGUCCUGUGAUGUUCUAAAAUACAUGUUUUCUUUUU